AAUUUGUUUACGCCUGCUUCAAUACAAAAAAAAAAACAUCUCGGGAGGACGAAUUUUUGCUUGAAAUUUGCAAAUUCGGAGUGUUCAAACCCGGAAUCAAAAUCAUGGGUUUAAUCGAAGACGAAGUGGACGAAGUGUCCCGUUUGUGUGGCAAUGUUCUGCCACAUUCCAAGCUGAUAACGUGCAUGAAUUCUCUUAUUCGUGUCGAUAUCCACCAAACGGAAUCCCGGCAGCUGACGGUCUGUCUUCGUUUCCCCGCAGAUUAUCCACAGAAUAAGCUUCUGUUGGAGUUCAAGAGCAAAACGAUGUCGUUAGCGUUCCUGGAGAGGUUCACCAAGAUUUGUGACGAUAAGACAAGCGAAUUCGUCGGGAAGCCUCAAGUUAUGAAAGUGCUGAAAUUUGUGGACACUUACCUCCGGGACAAUCCGCUUUGCAUUGUGACCGAGGAGAUCUUUAAUAUCAAAAAGCUGCUUGAUGGAACUGCUGGGGAGUUGAAGCCACGCCAGAAAUCGUCCUCGGUCGGAUUAACAGCCAGAGGCGGUUCGUUCUAUUUCACGGCAAAGUUUCACGUUCCGGAAUUGUAUCCCGCGCAGAGGAUCGAUUGGGAAGACUACGACUGUAAUCUUCCCCUGCCUUUGGUUCGAUUUGUCAAUGGUCAAGCAAAAGAAAUCGCUAGGCAAUGCGUUGAGCCUCCGUUGAGGCAAUUGAGCACAAAUCAUGUAUUCACACCAAAACCAAGUUUGGAGAGAACGCUUCGCUUCAUAGUGGAAGCUAUGAAAGGAUUCCCCGAAGAGCGAUGUCCUGUCUGUGCGGAACUCUCGCUCCCGGUCGAUUCAGCCAAUGUGGUGCUAUCCGAAGAGGACGAUCGAUAUGUGAUUCGUAUGUUCUGCGGACACGUUUAUCACCAGGCGUGUCUGAGGAAGUUCAUGAGCGAACCGCCGUUUCCUCCGGGGGGAAAGAUUUGCCCGGCUCCGAAGAAGCAUCCACGAUCUGAUAGAAGGGCUGGUGGGGGAAAAGCGGUCGUAUGUAGCGGAAACGAACUCUGUCAGCAGAGGGUAACCCAUGAUAAGUGGGGUCUGAACGAUGUAAAAUCAGCGGAAGCCAAAUGGGCCCACCAGCAGGCAAGGAUUCGUGAACUUGAGGAAGUUAUCGACUUCCUGCAAUAGUUGGACUUGGGCGUGACUUUUGGAGCAAUAUUGGCAUGUGACUGGCUCUCUCUCUCUCUUCGACAGAGGUGAUUCUGAACAAAGGAAAUUCGAUUCAGAGUUAGAAUUGGACAAUUAUUAUCUGUCGUCGUGCAGGAGAAGCGAACGGAGAAGAAAGUGAUUGUGAACUGAAUGACCAAUGAUCUAACUAAACGGUGCUGGUACGCACAUAGAAGAAUAUUUGAAGAUAUUCGUAGAUUCAAUGUAUCUUUCCUAGCACCUUAAAUAUCGUACUGAUGAUGAUGAAUCAAUUCUACACAAUAUAGGUACUGUAACACA
Aedes aegypti (yellow fever mosquito) is the source of this 1484-nucleotide messenger RNA. RefSeq lists its product as uncharacterized. The record is from RefSeq and is a predicted model, not a curated record. The transcript is spliced from 2 exons. NCBI's taxonomy places the organism in Eukaryota, Metazoa, Arthropoda, Insecta, Diptera, Culicidae. The coding region runs from base 105 to 1166 and encodes 353 amino acids.